Molecule: messenger RNA, 1458 nt
Organism: Baudoinia panamericana UAMH 10762
Lineage: Eukaryota; Fungi; Ascomycota; Dothideomycetes; Mycosphaerellales; Teratosphaeriaceae
Exons: 1
Coding region: 163-1302 (379 amino acids)
Molecular function (GO): hydrolase activity; zinc ion binding
Source: RefSeq, a predicted model, not a curated record
AUAUUCGAUAUUUCCAACCGUGACAAUUCUGUAUGUUGGCUCUGGUAUGAAUGUACGGGAGUAUGAACUGGAGAAGCCAGAUGUUGCUUUACUACGUGCGGAUUCAUUGCGUUGAAAUCUGAAGAUCCCUAACCUCCACCCACUGCUUCUGCUGAACGAGCCAUGCUGCUGGGCAUCUGUGGCGGCAUAUGCGCCGGCAAGAAUUCGGUCCAGGACUAUCUCGUCCGACAGCACGGCUUCACCCCACUGGUCUUCCGAAGAGCCGAUAGUAUUCCAGCCGUAGAGACAUCAGCCUCACAAGCCUUCGUUCCCCGUAGCCGGAAAGUGGACGACAAAAAGACAAUCACCUUCAACGAUAUAAACGCCCUCCUCGAUCACGCAACCAAGCAUUGGCAGACCAACUUCUGCACCAUAUCCAUCCACGACGAGACCAUCGUGGAAACCCUCAGUCGCCGACCCUUCUUCAUCCUCAUCCACGUCGACGCCCCCAUCUCCACCCGCUGGCAACGCUUCAAAACCCGCUGCGCCACAGCCAGCCUGACCCCCCCAACCCUCGAGCAAUUCGUACUCCGCGACGACGAACACCAGUACAACCCCUCGACCGGUCUCGCCGCCCUCGCCUCGCGCGCCCAAAUCAAACUCCUAAACUCCACUUCGUCCAUUCACACCCUCCACUCCGCCCUCACCAAACUCAACCUCACCGACCCCAGCCGCCUCCGCCCGACCUGGGACCACUACUUCAUGACCCUCGCCUCCCUCGCCGCGCGCCGAAGCAACUGCAUGCGCCGCCAAGUCGGCUGCGUCCUCGUGCGCGCCGCCCGCGUGAUAAGUACGGGCUACAACGGCACCCCGCGCCACAUAACCAACUGCAACGAAGGCGGAUGCCCUCGCUGCAACGACUCUUCUUCCUCCUCCAAUUCCGGCGGGCAGGGGCUGAGUACCUGCCUCUGCAUCCACGCGGAGGAGAAUGCGUUGCUGGAGGCCGGGAGGGAGAGGGUCGGGGGCGGGGCGGUGUUGUAUUGCAAUACCUGUCCGUGCCUGACCUGUACGAUUAAGAUUGUGCAGGUGGGGAUUGCGGAGGUGGUGUAUAGUCGGAGUUAUUACAUGGAUGAGGCGGCUGCGAAGGUGUUUCGCGAGGCCGGGGUGAAGUUGAGGCAGUUUUCGCCGCCGGUGGAGGGGGUGAUUAACCUAAUCGAUGAUGAUGAUGAUGAUGAUGAGCUCGCAAAAGAUCAUCUGAAUGGAGCGGACGUGAAUGGUGCUUACGACGGCACUGCGAUCGACGGAACAGCGAGCGCCGAGUGAAGCGCAAGCCAUCAAUGUACCAACACAACGUCGCCGCAGUCGCCAGCUGACGCAGCAACAAGCGAAGAGAGGCUCCUAUGACAACCCAUACAACCCGUUGCAGCGACUACGAAACAGCGGCAUCCGCCGAUCCAACCCGACCUCUUGACGGAAACA